Molecule: messenger RNA, 506 nt
Organism: Salvelinus sp. IW2-2015
Lineage: Eukaryota; Metazoa; Chordata; Actinopteri; Salmoniformes; Salmonidae
Source: RefSeq, a predicted model, not a curated record
CAGCAGUGUCUCAACACCAAGAGAGGCUGUGUCUUGGGGAGUUGACCCUUCACCUGAUGAAGGCUUCAGGGAAGAUGUUUAACAACGGAGCCAUGGAGGUCUCUACCAUCCUCACAGCCUGCACCCUGGACGACAUGAGGACGGGCGUACAGAGAGUCACCUCGCGGAUGCUGGGUAAGCGUGACGAGACGAGCGAGGAAGCCAUGAUAGACGUGACGUACACGCAAGAGUGCCAGCGAGCGCCAGGUGGUGGCGGUGUUACAGAAGCUCUAUCUGUUGCCACGUUGAGUUUUCUCAUGGCAGGCAGACUUCUUCAUUCAGGCCCUGCCCCAGAGCUCUGCCCAGGACGUCCCACUAACACCAUGCUAGCCCUGCCAGACCUGGCCAAGACCUCCCAGCUACCCCUCAAACAGCUGGCCGAGCUUCGGGAUAGAGCCACCACUGACCCCAGAACAGGUAAGGGGAGAGACAGAGGGUGGGGAAAUAAAUGACAAACAGAAAACUAU